AAAUUGGUAUCAGAGCAUCAUUUUUGGGACCUUAGGCGGCUGAAAUCUUUUUUUCAGCUAGCUUUUGGCUUCCGGAAGUGAUAUUUUUUUAGAUCCGUUGGGAAGAACGAUGGCCGGAAAGAAGGUUGACGUCUUGGAAGGCGAAGUCGGCCAAUUGAAAGCCGAUUUGGAGGAAAGAUUCUUCAACUUUCAAAACCAAAUCAUCUCCAACAAUGAAAGGUUGGAGGGGAAGUUCACUACAAUGGAGGCAAUGAUGAAGAAACUGCUUGAGAUGAAAACCAAUCCGGUGAUAUCGGAAGUAAGAGAGACCACCGACGGCCAUGGCAUGGGAGGAAAUCCAAACCCCUUGCGGGGGAGGAGAAAUUCGGAGGUAAAGAUCCUAGAGGAAGAGAACGACAUGCCUCCUCUAGAGCCUCUGUCGAGGGAAGAGAUGAGCAUGGGAUAUGACAGAAGGGGGGCUGAUUUUGGUGGGAGGAGAGAGGGAUCUCAUCGCCGAGGUGCUGAAUUCGAAAGAAUUCAGCGUCGAGGGGGAGAUUUUGAAGGAAGAAGGGAGGAACGUCAUCGUCGAGGUGCUGAAUUUGAAGGUAUUCAGUGCGAGGUGAUGAUGUUGAAGGAAGGGGAGGAGAGUAUGAAGAGGGGUUCGAGUAUAUUCGUCGGAGGGACGAUCGGGACAAUUGGGGAGCGCCUCCUCUGAGAGGAAUGAGAGGCUAUGGAGGAUACCGGGGAGAUCCCAAGGUGAGAAAAUUGAAGAUGCCCGUUUUCGAGGGGGAAGAUGGCCAUAGAUGGAUAUACAAGGUGGAGCGAUAUUUUGCCGUCAAUGGGUUGACGGAAGAAGAGAAAUUAACAGCGGCAGGGAUGUACUUGGAGGGGAAAGCCUUAGCCUGGUAUCAAUGGCGUGACAGACGGGAGCCUAUCCGGAGCUGGCGAGAGUUUAAAGAAUGCUUACUAGAGCGUUUCCGAACCGAUGGGCAAGGAGACUUUUAUGAGCAAUUCUUUGCCCUUAUCCAGGAAGGCACAGUGGCAGAUUACCAGGAGAGGUUUGGGUAUCUGGCUAGUAGGCUGGAUCAUAUAUCGAAGUC
Messenger RNA from Dendrobium catenatum, 1079 nucleotides. RefSeq lists its product as uncharacterized. The coding region runs from base 110 to 694 and encodes 194 amino acids. NCBI's taxonomy places the organism in Eukaryota, Viridiplantae, Streptophyta, Magnoliopsida, Asparagales, Orchidaceae. The record is from RefSeq and is a predicted model, not a curated record. The transcript has a single exon.